GCUUAUAGCUCAGUCACACGAGAAGACAAAGAUUUUGUAACACACUUGUUGAAAUUAACUCUGAGAGAAGACAACGAUUGAUUCUCCAGACUCGAAAGCACUGUGAUUCUUUGCUUUCAGUGUGAAACACAAUAGCUUCCUUCUUUUUACUGGCGAAGUGUGAAGUUUCAGUCUUCAAUCACAUGCUUUCGAUCAUAUAUAACAACUCCUCAAAACUGUUGCAACAUGGGAAGCUUUUACACAUUAAGUUUGGUGUUGAGGUGCUGAGUUCUGAUGCUGCUUUAAACUGAAGAACUUUCAGGAUUUUUGUCACAGAUGGAGGUGAUGUGGGUCACAAGCCACGGAAGAAUUUUUGUGGGAAGGGUGUUGUUUCUCUUGGUUUUGUUCUUGUGGAUUCCGACGCAGGUAGUGGUGGGAAGGACAAGAACUACUGUCACAAACUCUUCUACUUCUUCUUCGACACCAAGAGUUUUGAGAGUUGGAGCACUGUUCAGUCUCGAUUCUGUAAUUGGAAGAUCGGCUGAACCUGCACUUGUGGCUGCUUUCGAAGAUGUUAAUGCUGAUUCAAGCAUUCUCCCUGGCAUUAAACUCGAAGCUGCUUUGCAUGAUACAAAUUGCAGUGGCUUUGCUGGAACAAUGGAAGCAUUGCAGUUGAUGGAGGAUGAAGUGAUUGCUGCAAUUGGUCCACAGUCCUCAGGAAUAGCCCAUGUCAUCUCUCAUGUGGUCAAUGAACUCCAUGUCCCUCUUAUUUCAUUUGGGGCAACAGACCCUUCUCUAUCUUCCCUUCAGUACCCAUAUUUUGUUCGCAGCACCCAAAGUGACUAUUAUCAGAUGUAUGCAAUUGCAGCUUUGGUUGAUUACUACAGAUGGAGGGAGAUAAUAGCCAUUUAUGUAGAUGAUGAUAAUGGAAGAAAUGGAAUUUCAGUACUUGGAGAUGCUCUGUCAAAAAAACGUGCCAAGAUCUCUUACAAGGCUCCAUUCCCUCCUGGGGCACCCAGAAAAGACAUCAGUGACUUGUUAAAUGGAGUUAACCUAAUGGAGUCAAGGGUCUUCGUUUUGCAUGUUAAUCCUGAAACUGGUUUGAGCAUUUUUUCCAUUGCUCAGAAGCUAGGAAUGAUGGGCAGUGGCUAUGUAUGGAUUGCAACAGAUUCACUUGCUUCAGCUCUUGAUUCAUCAGAGCCAGUUGAUCCUAAGAUAUUGAAUCUCCUACAAGGGGUUUUGGCUUUACGUCAUCACACUCCUGAUACUAAUGAAAAGAAGAAUUUUCUCUCCAGAAUGAAGAGACUAAGAAACAAGGAGACUCCAAGCUUCAAUUCCUAUGCACUGUAUGCAUAUGAUACAGUUUGGCUAGUAGCCCAUGCUCUUGAUGCUUUUUUGAAAGAAGGUGGUGUGGUAUCUUUCUCCUCUGACCCUAAGUUAAGCGACACAAAUGGAAGCACACUGCAUUUAGAAUCACUUCAUGUUUUUGAUGAAGGCCCUACUUUUCUGCAGACAAUUUUGGGAACCAACUUCACUGGUCUGACAGGACUAGUUCAGUUUGAUAAUGAAAGGAAUAGAAUUCGUCCAGCAUAUGAUAUCUUGAACAUUGGUGGGUCUGGAAUGCGCAGAAUUGGUUAUUGGUCUAAUUACUCAGGUCUCUCAGUUGUGGCACCAGAAAUUCUGUAUAAGAAGCCACCAAACACUUCAACAAGCAGCCAGCAACUAUAUGGUGUUAUUUGGCCUGGAGAAACUGCAGCUAAACCAAGGGGAUGGGUGUUUCCCAACAAUGGAAAGCCACUGAGAAUUGCAGUGCCUAACCGAGUAAGCUACUUGGAGUUUGUUUCUAAAGACAAGAACCCCCCUGGUGUAAGAGGCUAUUGCAUUGAUGUAUUUGAAGCUGCCAUAAACUUGUUGCCUUAUCCUGUCCCGCGAGAAUACAUAUUAUUUGGACCUGGUGAUAGAAAUCCUAGCUACGAUGACAUUUCUAGUCAAGUUGCACUAAAUAACUAUGAUGCAGCUGUUGGUGAUGUUACAAUUGUUCCCAACAGGACAAGGUUUUUGGAUUUUACACAACCUUACAUAGAAUCAGGUCUGGUUGUUGUUGUUCCUGUCAAGGAGAUCAAAUCAAGUCCUUGGUCUUUCCUCAAGCCCUUCACUGCUCAAAUGUGGUGUGUUACUGGUGCUUUUUUUAUCCUUGUGGGAACCGUUGUAUGGAUUCUUGAGCACAGGCACAAUCCGGAGUUCCGUGGUAGACCAAAGAAACAACUCAUGACAGUCUUCUGGUUUAGUUUCUCAACAAUGUUUUUCUCACACAGAGAGAACACAGUGAGUGGUCUUGGGAGAUUGGUCCUAAUCAUAUGGCUUUUUGUGGUGCUAAUUAUCAAUUCAAGCUACACAGCUAGCUUAACAUCCAUCCUCACAGUGCAGCAACUUUCAUCACAGAUUGAAGGAAUUGACAGCUUGAUUUCAAGCAAUCAACCCAUUGGAAUUCAAGAAGGCUCAUUUGCACGCAAGUAUUUGACAGAAGAACUCAACAUACAACCAUCAAGGAUAGUUACAUUGAAAAAUAUGGAGGCAUAUAUUGAUGCUCUUGAGCGUGGACCAAAAGAUGGAGGAGUUGUGGCUGUUGUUGAUGAGCUUCCUUACAUUGAAAUCUUAAUGUCAAAUACAAACUGCAAGUUCAGAACCGUUGGGCAGGAGUUCACUAAAAGUGGUUGGGGAUUUGCAUUCCAGAGGGACUCUCCCCUUGCUGUUGACAUGUCAACUGCAAUUCUUCAACUCUCAGAGAAUGGUGACCUGCAAAAAAUCCAUGACAAAUGGCUCUUGAAACAGGAUUGUUCUACGCAAGAAAAUGAUGUUGAUUUAAACAAACUAUCUCUGAGUAGCUUCUGGGGUCUGUUUCUUAUAUGUGGCAUUGCAUGUCUCCUUGCUUUGACUGCAUUCUUCAUUAGAGUGCUAUGUCAGUACACAAAAUUCAGCCCAGAAUCUGAGCAACAUGAUGAGGAAACUUCACCAGACAGGCCUAAAGGUAAAGGGCCUUUUGGAAGCAAUACUAGCUUCAGAGACUUGAUUUAUUUUGUGGAUAAGAAAGAAAAAGAAAUCAAAGAGAUACUUAAGCAGAAGAGUAAGAAAAGAAGACGCAGUCUGAGCUUAGAUGGCCAAUCUUCUUCAUCCGCCUAAGUAUCCAUGUAUAUUUUUGUAGCCCUUCUUUUACUUUUCUUGUUUAGGCCAUACCAUAAUAACAGUAGUAGUGACACAAAUUUGUCAGCAUUGAAAUAUUUUCAUUUCUAUCUUCUUGGAUAGGUAACAAUCACGGUCUACUUCGGGCCAAUAUACACUAGAUUUAGACAAAUCUACCUUCAUACAGAACUGUUAAGUCUCCAACUUGUUCAUGAAUAAAAGGUUUUCAUGCA
Molecule: messenger RNA, 3392 nt
Organism: Vigna unguiculata (cowpea)
Lineage: Eukaryota; Viridiplantae; Streptophyta; Magnoliopsida; Fabales; Fabaceae
Gene: GLR3.4
Product: glutamate receptor 3.4
Cellular component (GO): membrane
Molecular function (GO): ligand-gated monoatomic ion channel activity
Source: RefSeq, a predicted model, not a curated record